This is a messenger RNA of Molossus molossus (Pallas's mastiff bat), 3089 nucleotides long. RefSeq names its product carbohydrate sulfotransferase 2 (gene CHST2). Gene Ontology annotation, biological process: sulfur compound metabolic process; N-acetylglucosamine metabolic process; carbohydrate metabolic process. The record is from RefSeq and is a predicted model, not a curated record. Gene Ontology annotation, molecular function: N-acetylglucosamine 6-O-sulfotransferase activity. The transcript is spliced from 2 exons. NCBI's taxonomy places the organism in Eukaryota, Metazoa, Chordata, Mammalia, Chiroptera, Molossidae. The coding region runs from base 949 to 2535 and encodes 528 amino acids. Gene Ontology annotation, cellular component: Golgi membrane.
GCUGGUCGGAGCGCGUUGCAGCCGCUCGGCGUAGGGGAAUGUGGUAGCAGCAUCCUCCCGGGCGCCGCUUUCACGCGGCGGUGGGGUUUCCUCUGCCCUGAUACCUCGUUUGCCUGAAGCGGCGGGUGCCAGGAUCGGGGUGGGUAAGGGAAUGCUGCGGACCGGGCUCCUUAGCCGAGAGCUGUGUGUGUAGGGUCCUUCCGAGCCAGUGGGAGGCUGAGGAGCGGCGGGGGCUGCCGGUAAUGCCCGUCCGAGCAUCCGCCUGGUGAUGGAAGAAGCAGCUGCCGCCGCCGCCGCCGCUGCAGGGUCGCGGUGCGCCCCAUCCACCGCCGCCGGAGAGAUGGAGAGAGUCCCGGCGCGGAGGCCCAGAGCGAGAGAGGCGGAGCCGCUUUGCCGGGAGCUGGGUCUCGUUUAAGCCCCCUCCCCCUCGCCUCCCCCGGUGGGCAUCGGCCCCCGGAUCGAGGAAGGAAGCUGCGGUCGGGAGAAGGAGGGGGGAUACGCAGCAGGAGCCGGGCGCACUGGGCUCAGCGGAGAGCGGAGCAGACAGAGCUCCUGGCCGGGUGAAAGUUUCCCUUCCCAACCGCAGGGCGCUCGCUUCCCGGAAACUCUGCCCCAGGCUUGGUCUGCCGAGUUCCGUGGCCCCCUCGGAGGCACGGGGACCCACAGUGGAAGUCAGCAGGCGAGAAAUCGAGGAAGGAGUAACAACAGCUGGACAGACCGCCGGGCCGCGAUCUGGGGCCUCUCCGGGUCGUGCCCGCAGCUCCAGGUCUUUCUAGGAGCCGCUGCCAUGGGAGAGCCAGCCCUGGGCGCUGAGGACCAGCCGCCGCUGCUGCCGCGCCCGCCUAGGAGCCGCGGCCCCAGUUCUCGCGCCCGAAGCCGGCCCGCUGCGUCCUCCUCCCGGGCUGCAGGGCCGCCUUCGCCGCGCCGUGGGCCCGGGCUGUGCCUGUGAUGAGCCGCAGCCCGCUGGGAGCCCUGUCCCCGGGCGCGCCCCCCAGGUUGCUCCCGGCCGCGCCUGCCGCCGCGGCGCGCGCCCUGCUCCCGCCGUGGCCCCGGCGCCCGGGCCGCCGCUGGCCCGCGUCGCCGCUCGGAAUGAAGGUGUUCCGUAGGAAGGCGCUAGUGCUGUGCGCGGGCUAUGCGCUGCUGCUUGUGCUCACCAUGCUCAACCUCCUGGACUACAAGUGGCACAAGGAGCCGCUACAGCAGUGCAGCCCUGAUGGGCCGCUAGGUGCCGCGGCGGGGGUGGCUGGGGACAGCUGGGGGCGCCCGGGGCCGCCUCCAGCUGUGUCGCGCCGCGCACACACCCGCUUGGAUCCCCGCACCCCGUACCGCCCCCCUGCGGCCGCUGUGGUAGGGGCGGCUCCGGCAGCCGCGGCGGGGGCCGCAGCCCCUGCCAGCAACAGCACUCGCGGCACCAGGGGCGGCGAGGACAAGCGGCAGUUGGUGUACGUGUUCACCACGUGGCGCUCGGGCUCGUCUUUUUUCGGGGAGCUUUUUAACCAGAACCCCGAGGUAUUCUUCCUCUACGAGCCAGUGUGGCAUGUGUGGCAAAAACUGUACCCAGGGGACGCCGUGUCUCUGCAAGGGGCGGCGCGGGACAUGCUGAGCGCUCUCUAUCGCUGCGACCUGUCAGUCUUCCAGCUCUAUGGCCCUGCUGGCAGCGGGGGGCGCAACCUCACCACGCUGGGCAUUUUCGGCGCGGCCACCAACAAGGUCGUGUGCUCGUCACCGCUCUGCCCUGCCUACCGCAAGGAGGUGGUGGGGCUGGUGGACGAUCGUGUGUGCAAGAAGUGUCCACCGCAGCGCCUGGCGCGCUUCGAGGAGGAGUGCCGCAAGUACCACACGCUGGUCAUCAAGGGUGUGCGUGUCUUCGAUGUGGCCGUGCUGGCGCCGCUGCUUCGCGACCCGGCCCUGGACCUCAAGGUCAUUCACUUGGUGCGUGAUCCCCGUGCUGUGGCCAGCUCACGUAUCCGCUCUCGCCACGGUCUCAUCCGUGAGAGCCUGCAGGUGGUACGGAGCCGGGACCCGCGAGCCCAUCGCAUGCCAUUCCUGGAGGCCGCUGGCCACAAGCUGGCUGCCAAGAAGGAGGGUGUGGGUGGGCCAGCCGACUACCAUGCCCUGGGCGCUAUGGAGGUCAUCUGCAACAGCAUGGCCAAGACACUGCAGACGGCCCUGCAGCCCCCUGACUGGCUGCAAGGUCAUUACCUGGUGGUGCGGUACGAGGAUCUGGUGGGAGACCCGGUCAAGACCCUGCGGAGGGUCUACGACUUUGUGGGGUUGCUGGUGAGCCCGGAAAUGGAGCAGUUUGCCUUGAACAUGACCAGUGGUUCCGGCUCCUCCUCCAAGCCUUUCGUGGUGUCUGCGCGCAACGCCACACAGGCCGCCAAUGCCUGGCGGACUGCCCUCACCUUUCAGCAGAUCAAGCAGGUGGAGGAGUUCUGCUAUCAGCCGAUGGCUGUGCUGGGCUACGAGAGGGUGAAUAGCCCCGAGGAGGUCAAAGACCUGAGCAAGACUCUGCUCCGCAAGCCCCGGCUCUGAGGCACUUCCUGGGAGACCGGACUGGAGAUGGGAGACACCCACAGGAGGACUGUGGUGUGUUCAGCAAACAGCCCAGACACACACCGAGGAAGCCCGCAUAUUCUAUUGUAGAUAUAUAAUACAAAUAACCACACAGACACUUGCUGUCAAUGUUGAGUCAUUGAAUUUCAAGGAAUGGUCACAGUACACACACAUCUCAGAAAAGGCGAGACUUGAAAGUUCUGACCAGCUGCCCUCUCCCCUCUCCCCUGCCUUUUCUCCCUUUCUCCGUGUCUUACCCUCUCCUACCUGCCCUUCAUUUUGAAGUGGGAUACUGAUUAAAUCAAGAUCCAGUAACCCAAAUCUUGUUUACAAAGUUUUUGUGGUAUCCGUGAACAUGUAAUAGAGUAAUUUGGAUGUGGGGGGGUGGGAUAAAGAAAGGGGAAGUGGUCCAGGAGCAGAAAGCCCACUGGGCACGAUAAACCAAGGAGGCAUUCUUUUAAAGUAGACUUUUCUGUAAAAACAAAGGUUAUAUGUGAGUAUUAAUAAAGAAGAUAAUAAAUAAUACUCCUUUU